AUGCGCCAUGCCAAGGUGACUUGCCAAGAGAUCUUGGGCAUGUUUCAAGCAAGGGCAGCACUGGAGGAGGAGUAUGGCAAGAAGCUGGUGAAGCUAUCCAAGUCGCCCCUAGGCAAGGAUGAGGUCGGCUCACUCCGGGACUCACUGGACGUCGUCAGGUUCGAAAUAGAGGCGACAGGGAAAUCACACAUCGAACUCGCCAGUAAAAUGAGAGACCAACUUGAAUCGGCUUUGGAAGAGUUCAACAACAGCCAAAAGGACAAACGGAAACUCCAACUCGUCAAGGCAAAGGAAAAGUACGACGCGGAAUGUGUUCGGACCAAAGGCCUCUCAGCUGCAAGGAUGAAUCUGGUUGGAAAAGAGCUUGACAAAGUCUCCGUCAAGAUGGAGAAGACUGAGCUCGCUUCAAGAGCAGCAGAGGAACAACGGAUCGAUUAUGUAGGGACAACGCUCUGGAACUACGCCAACAUUAUCUCCAGUACAUGUGUGGCCGACGACGAAUCGUGUGAGCGAAUCCGGGCGUCAUUGGAACUUUGCGACGUCAAUCAGAACCUCCAAAGCUUCAUAGAUACAAGUGCAACAGGCGACGACGUUCCAGACAUUUCCACAUACAUCAUCCCAAGAAACAACGAUGGGGUUCCUGAUGCCGCUGUCGACAGUCCUGCAAUCUCGCGCCUUCAGACACAGGAAACGAAACCUCGCACGGUCUCAGGACCCCAUCAACCCAUCCCUAGUGCUGAUUCGUCCAACCCGCCAUCUCGCCGACAAUCGUACUAUUCUACAGAAGGAAGAUCUGACCCUGGAGGACUUGCGGCUGCUCAGGUGGACAUGGCUCUCACCAUUGGCGGCAAUGUCUUCAAACUGGACGCGCAGACGACCGCAUUGUUGAACCAGGCUGAUGACCCUGUCACCCCCAAUACAGCAGGAUUCCUCGCGCCUCGAGUCAACGGAGAUCGAUCACCGACCACCACGUCUGGCAUCGAUCCAGGGCAGUCAGCCUUGGAUAACAGCCUCGGGAUCUCGCUCGAUGUCAGCGGAACCGUCAAGGAGAAUCGAUUCCCUCACUGGCAACCACAGGCACCCUUGCAACAAAAUCAACAACAGCAGCAGCAACAACAACCUGGUUACUCCAUGGCAGACCCUGGACCUAGCAUUCCUUAUCAACAACAACGCGGCCCACCUGGUAUAGCACACUUACCCAACAGUAUCGCUCCAGCAGUUGCAGCUCAGCAUACAAGCCAGACCAUGCCACUCCAAGACGACCCCAACCGAGUUUCCCACCACAACGUGGAUCCGAAUCAACAUCGCCGAAACAUGACAGGUGCGAAUAUCGACCCAUCGCUCGCACAACACAGUCAGCGAGAGUACCAAGGGCAGCCAAGUCCAUCUGUAAUCGUUCCAGCCAUGACACAAGCAUCACACGAGGGGCGGCCGAUUCUCUUCUAUGUACGUGUACUCUACGACUACGACGCUACAAUACCUGAAGAACUGAGUCUCAGGACAGGCGACAUCUUGGCUGUCCUACACACUCGCGACGAUGGCUGGUGGGAAGGCAACUUAUUGGACGAUUACCGUGGGCCUAUGCGGGGCUUGUUUCCUAGCAAUUUUACCGAGCCUACAGCAUAG
Linnemannia hyalina is the source of this 1626-nucleotide messenger RNA. Lineage: Eukaryota; Fungi; Mortierellomycota; Mortierellomycetes; Mortierellales; Mortierellaceae. The record is from the annotation of a GenBank genome assembly.